AUGGCAGAAAAUACAAAUACAUCUCAAAGGCCUGUGAACGCAGAGUCUCAGCUGCUGCUGCUGAUGUCUCUGCUGAUGAAGAGGAGAGGGAAGACAGGGUUAGAGGAAGCCUGGGCGAGGAGAGAGGCCGAGGCUCGGAGGAGGAGGAGAAGAAAAAGCAGGCUCAGGAUGUACCAACAAAAGAGUCAACAGCAGAUUCUAAUGGUAAAUGAUCAACAGAGAAAUAAAGAAACCAAUUCUAAUAACUGUCUGGUUUAACCCGGUAAGGGCCAAACUUCUAGAAUAAAAGGGAAUCGUGACAUGUCACACAUGUCGUGUCCUUAAGGGGUUAAAAGCAAUCACUAUGCUUGGGAUAGGGUUUGCAAUGUGUGCUAAAUCUCAGGAUUUAUUAAUUAAUCAGUGAAUUGAAAACAGGGUUACAAAAUUUAGGCCAAAGCUGUUUUACUAUUCAGUUUUCACUUCAGCAUGUUUGAAGUUUAUUCACUAAACCAAGAAUUGUAAGGAUUGCCCUGUUUUAAGUCGAAAUAUCCGAAUUGGAAAAAUUCGGCAACUAAUAAAUGACAUUCCCUGUUGGACUCCCAAUUUAAUGAAUAAUCUUGUUGGUUUAUAUGGGGUUCAGGCACCAAACAGUUUAUUGUCCUGAAAUGAACCGCCUUUUUAGUUCAUUAUAUAGUUAAUGCAUUAAUACAAUAUAUAAUAGUUUUAAAGUUAAAGGGACACCAUAGGCACCCAGACCAUUUAUUCUCAAUGAAGUGGUCCAGGAGCAGUGUCCCUGUUCUCCUAAAGGGACACUCCAGGCACCAAAACAACUCAAUCUAAAUUAAAGGACCACUACAGGCACCCAGACCACUUCAGCUUAAUGAAGUGGUCUGGGUGCCAGGUCCAUCUAGGGUUAACCCUGCCUGCUGUAAUCUGAAACUGCUAUGUUUACAUAUGGGUUAAUCCAGCCUCUAGUGGCUGUCUCAUUGACAGCUAGAGGCGCUUCUCACUGUGAUUUUCACAGUGAGAAGACGCCAGUGUCCAUAGGAAAGCAUUGAGAAUGCUUUCCUAUGGACUGACUGCGCGCGCGGUUCUUGCCGCACAUGCGCAUUCAGCCAAUUAAGUCGGAAGAAGGAGAGUCCAUAGUGCCGAAGGAGCCCGGUGCUGGAGAAAGGUAAGUGUUUAACCCCUUCCUACCCCUAGAGCGGGAGGGGGGCCAUGAGGGUGGGGCCUUUGGGGGCCUCCUGGCACCAUAACAACUUAAUUUAGAUUAAGUUGUUUUUGUGCCUGGAGUGUCCCUUUAACCCUGCAAUGUAACAUUGCAGUGUUAAGUCCACUUCUAGUGCCUGUCCUAAAUCUCCCCUCCCCAAAUAACUUGUAUUUUUAUAUUAUCAGCUGCUACUGUUGAGAGCAAGAGAGAUGAGACGCCCCCCACUCGAAUCAUUCACCGUUCACCAGCACUGGUCGUUUCUGAAGGAUUUUGGGACCUGUGAUUGGCUUGAUCGGUUUCGGAUGUCAAAAGAUACUUUUGUUUACUUGUGUGACCAACUAAGAAGUCGCCUUCAUCGGCCAGGAUUGGCUCCUGAAGAGAAAGUGGGCAUUGCAUUAUGUAUGCUGGCAUGCCCCAAUCAGAGCUCUCUGCUGUAUGCAAGGUUUGGAAUGCGACGCAAGGUCAUGUACAAGUGUUUGAAGGAGGUAAUGAAAGACCUUUUAUCUAAUAUACAAAACCUCACAUUAACAGAGUUAUUUAUUAAAGUGGACAUGUUGAGAAUUCAAAUGUAGCCAGGGCCGUCUUUAAUAACAAAUGGACCCUGGGCAAGUGUUUGCUUGGGCCCCCUGGGCCCUGCCGCUCUCGCCCCUCACUCCCUGGUAUGCAAUCACGGCAUCCAUCCCAACGCAGUGGCGGUACUAAAGUAGAAUGAAUUUUAUUGGGACCCCCAAUUGCAAGGUUGGACUAAAGGUAGAACCCCAUCUGUCGUGCAACUCCAACAAUGCUUUGACAGCUGGGACUCUACCAAUUUCCCAUGCUUGCAGGGUUGUAUUUAGCACUGAGCCAUGUUUGUAUGUUUGAAUGUAAGCAUGUGUUUGUAUGGAGUAUGUUUGUGUGAAUGUGUUUGUAUGUGGUACUGGAGUUUGAAUGCAAGUGUGCAUUUAUGUGUAGUGUUUGUUUUUGAAUGUAGGAGUGUGCUUGUAUGUAGUGUUGACGUUUCAAUGCAGGAGUGUGUUUUAUAUGUAGUGUUGAAGUUUGAAUGGAGGGGUGUAUUUGUAUUUAAAGUUGCGGCUCAGAUGCACAGGUACACACUCUGACGCACAAGCAGAUACACAGAUACAUACACUGACUACAUACAGAUAAACAGGCACAUACACUGACAGACACACUGACACAGGUACAUAUAUUGACACACACACAGACACAUACACUGGUAGACGUACUGACAGACAUACUGACACACAGACACAUAUACCGACAUACUGACACACACACACAGACACAUACACUGAUCAACAUACUGACACACAUACACUGACAGAAAUACUGACACCCACACACUGACAGAUAUACUGACACCCACAUACACUGAGAAAUACUGACACACACACACACAGGCACAUACACUGACACACACAGACUGACAUACUGGCACACAGACAGAUAUACUGACACAUGCAUACACAUGCACUAACAGACAUACUGACACACACAUACUGACACACACAGAUAUACACACACACAUAUAUACUGACACACAGACAGACAUACUGACACACAGACACAGACAUACUGACACACAUACACUAACACACUAACAUACAUACACUAACACACACAUACACUAACACACAAACACAUAAACACACUUUUUUUUUUUUUUUUUAAAUGUAAUCCCCCCAGCCUCCUUACCUUUUUGGAGUGCUGGGGGGAUUCCCCGGGGUCCAGUGGUGCUGUUGACCCCGGCGGGCAGGUGGCCGGUCAGGCAGGAAGGCGGGCGCGCGAGGGAGCACUCACUGCUUCCUCUUCAGCUCCCUGGCGCGCCGCGUAGGGAUGCCGGCGCUGGAAGAUGACGUCAUCUUCCGGCUCCGGUAUCAGUGCGGUGCGCGAGGGAGCUGAAGAGGAAGCACUGAGUGCUCCCUCGCGCGCCCGCCUUCCUGCCCGACCGCCACCCGCCCGCCGGGGUCAGCAGGGCCAGCCUCGGGGGGCCCUGGGGUGGCCGCCUCCUGGGCCCCCCAGGGGAAGACGCUGGCCCUGUGGGUGCAUACCAGGGUCGCAGCCGCGACCCUGGUAUGUACGCCACUGCCCUAAGUGCAUGGGCCACCCGGUGGGACGGGGAAAAAAAUAAAUUGAUGAGGGCAGCGGGGCCCACGGGGCAGGUGCCUCGGGCCCCCCAAGAGAAACUGGGCCCGGGGCAGCUGCCCCGUUUGCCCCGCGUUAAAGACGGCCCUGAAUGUAGCGGUAUAACCCCCACUAGUGGAUAUGAUCUUUGGUUUGGUGAUUCUCUCGUACGGUAUAUGAAAUUACAAGAUAAAAUCCAGUAGUGUGAUAUUGUAAACAGAAAAUGCACAAAAGCUUCAAAUUUUCAAGUGUAAGGUGGUAUAAUCCCUACCUAAGGAUAUAUCUGCUUUGCACUUUCUUCAGCGGCAUACAUGUACAUAAAAGAGAGGACCGUAUAUGGUGCUCUCUGUAACAGUAUACACUGGAAUAAAAAUGUACUUUCCUAGAGAAAUAAAGUUGAUCAGUAUAGUCAGUGUAGAUGGUACUAUCCCCAGCAUCAGGCGUUCCAGGAAAUAGUACUUUUAUAAGAUGUGCCAGGAACAAAAAUAAGAUAAUUUAAAAUAAAAAAAAGUUCAAAAUUAAAGUGAAUCACAAGUUACAGUAAAUUUGGAUAAAAUUGUGUAUGCGAGAUUGACAGACUUUCUCGAUUCCAACUCUCUGCUAGACCCGCUUCAGUAUGGUUUCCGCGCUAAGCACUCUGUGGAAACGGCACUGACCAAAGUAUCCAAUGAUCUACUCGCUGCAAAAUCUCGUGGUCACUAAUCUAUCCUAAUUCUCCUUGACCUGUCUGCGGCUUUUGACACUGUUGAUCAUCAACAGCUUCUUCUCAUCCUCCGCAAUAUCGGUCUACAAGAUACUGCUCUCUCCUGGUGCUCCUCCUACCUCUCCCAGCGCUCUUUCAGUGUUUCUUUCUCUGGCUCUGCUUCUUCUCCCCCAACUCCUCUCUGUUGGUGUCCCCCAAGGUUCAGUCCUUGAUCCCCUACUGUUCUCCAUCUAUACUGCCUCCCUUGGUAAACUCAUUAGCUCCUUUGGCUUCCAAUAUCAUUUCAAUGCAGAUGACACGCAAAUCUACCUGUCCUCUCCUGAUCUCUCCCCGUCCCUCUUGACUAGUGUCUCUGACUGCCUCUCGCCUGUUUCUAACUGGAUGGCUGCCCACUUCCUAAAACUAAACUUGACCAAAACUGAAAUUCUGGUCUUUCCUCCCUCAAGUGUUGUUACUUCUGUGUCUGUCUCCCUCCAAGUCAACGGUGCUACCAUCAGCUCCAUAACGCAGGCUCGCUGCCUAGGUGUUCUCUUUGACUCCGACCUCUCCUUCAAGCCUCAUGUUCAAUCUAUCGCCAAAUCCUGUCAUUUCCAUCUCAAAAACAUUGCGCGCAUCCGCCAUAAUGAAUGCGGCGGCGAGGCUCAUCUUCCUGUCCGCCCGCACCUCCCAUGCCUCACCCUUCUGUCAGUCCCUACAUUGGCUUCCUAUAAAAUUAUAGAGCUCAAUUUAAAAUUCUGGUUCUUACUUUCAAAUCUCUACAUAAUGCUGCUCCCACCUAUUUAUCCUCCCUUAUACACAAGUAUGUCCCGUCUAGGCCCUUACGAUCUGCUGAAGACUUACGUCUAUCUUCUGUCCGUACUCCCACCUCUGAUGCUCGCCUUCAAGAUUUCUCGAGGGCUGCACCGUUCCUGUGGAACUCGCUUCCCUCCUCCGUUAGAUGCUCACCCAGUCUCCACUCCUUCAAAAAAUCAUUAAAAACCCACUUCUUCAUAAAAGCGUAUCAAUUAAACUGUUAAUAACUCCUGACUGAUUCCUCUUCUGCAACUGUCACUAGUCUAAUACCAUCCUUACCUUUUUGUGUAAUUUUACCCCACUCCCUCUAGCAUGUCAGCUCAACCCGUCUGGUUACAACUACAUGUCUGUUCGUCCACCCAUUGUAAAGCGCUGCGGAAUUUGACGGUGCUCUAUAAAUAUCAUAAUAAUAAUUUGUGCAAUACAAUGAUUUUUUUUUUUUUGAUUUUUAUUUUAUUUUAUUUUUUUUCUAGGUAUGCCAGGCUGUGGUGACUGUUCUUAAACCUAUGUACCUGCUCCCCCCUGACCAUUUUGCACUUCGUGAAAAAGCAAGGAUUUUCAACGCACGCUGGGGUUUUCCACACUGUGUAGGAGCAAUAGGUACACUUCACAUACCUCUACCUACUCAGUCAGAGAGGGACGGUGAAGGCUCUCUUGUGCUGCACACAGUGGUGGACGGGCAAGGCCUGUUGUGGGAUGUUUGUGCGAUCUUUCCCGAGAGCAUGAGCAGUGCUUCCAUCUUGGAAAAUUCUGUCGUCUGGGAGCUGGCACAAGAGGGAAGGCUUCAGAGAGCACCAGAGGACACGUUUUUGAGUGAAGCUCGCAAUUACUUCUUAUUAGGAGAUGCUUCUUACCCACUUCAGGACUGGUUGCUCACGCCGUACCCUCAGAGUAGCAGACAGAGCCAGGUCAGGUUUAACCUCCGACUGGAGCGGGCACGAAGUGUGGCAGAAAUUGCUCUUUUGCGUCUACGUGCCAGGUGGCAGUACCUUUUGGCUCCUCCAGAUUGCACUUUUCUGCCCACAUUGGCAUUGGCAUGCUGUGUGCUUCACAACAUGUGUGAGACUCAUGGGCAAAGUUUUGAUGCACAUUGGUUGGAAGGAGUUGAAACUGGAGGUUCUCCGAUCUCCACCUCCCCUGUCUGUUCCACUACUUCUGCAGACAAACAUGCAGAACGACUACGAAAUGCCAUCUGUGGUUACUUUGAAAAAGAAGGUAACAGUAAUCUAGUCUGA
Molecule: messenger RNA, 6040 nt
Organism: Pelobates cultripes (western spadefoot toad)
Lineage: Eukaryota; Metazoa; Chordata; Amphibia; Anura; Pelobatidae
Source: the annotation of a GenBank genome assembly